AUGACACCAUUUGAGGCUUUGUAUGGUGUACCUCCUCCCACCUUGUUACAAUAUGCAGCAGGUACAACUCAGAAUGAAGCAGUAGAUUCAGAAUUAAGAUCUCGAGAGGAGAUUUUGUCCUUAUUGAGGAAAAAUUUGCUGGCAGCACAAUCUACCAUGAAACAACAGUAUGAUAAGAAGCAUGUUUAUAGGCAAUUUCAAGUUAGUGACAUGGUUUACUUGAAGUUACAGAAGUACAAGCAACACACUGUGGGAGCUGUUGUUAAUCCUAAGUUGGCAGCACGAUAUUGUGGCCCCUUUAAGGUGUUGGAGUGUAUUGGGACAGUAGCAUAUAGACUGGAAUUACCACCAACUUCAGCUAUACAUCCAGUGUUUCAUGUGUCCAGAUUAAAGAAGCAUGUGGGACCUUUGAAGAUUGUUUCCUCAGCAUUACCAUUACAAGAUUCACAUGGUGCAAUUAGGACUGAGCCUGAGAAAGUUCUGCAAAGAAGAAUGACUCCUGUGGACAACAAACCAUUUAUUGAGUUGUUGAUUAAAUGGCGUGGGGCCUCUGAGGCAGAUGCUACAUGGGUUCCUGUUGAGCAAUUACGAUUGCAAUACCCUGACCUUGUGGGUUCUUUGAUCUCAAAUAGUAUGGAUUCUACUGCUAGUAGAAGUAGAGAUUGUGGAGACAAGGCCAGUGAUCCUGCACCGGCGGAGGCUUCCACCCCGACGAUGGCAUGUACUUCCACUCCUAGAGCCCCAUCUAAGGCUGCAUCUAGACCAGCAUCUAGAGCAGCUACUUCCUGUGCAUCCAGUCGACUCCCAGUAGAUAUAGAAGGAGAAGAUGAAGAUAUGUUCAAUGAAGAGGAGGAGAUGGCAGAUGUGCCCAUUGAGCAAGAUCGACCACCACAGCCUUCUAAAAAACGGUAG
Molecule: messenger RNA, 912 nt
Organism: Carya illinoinensis
Lineage: Eukaryota; Viridiplantae; Streptophyta; Magnoliopsida; Fagales; Juglandaceae
Exons: 2
Coding region: 1-912 (303 amino acids)
Source: RefSeq, a predicted model, not a curated record